Leptosomus discolor (cuckoo roller) is the source of this 342-nucleotide messenger RNA. Lineage: Eukaryota; Metazoa; Chordata; Aves; Leptosomiformes; Leptosomidae. The record is from RefSeq and is a predicted model, not a curated record.
CAUUUCUACCAGAACAGGGCGCAGCCUCCCACCAGCGCCUCCCGUGUGCAGAGUAACACGACGGCCCGGCCCGGCCCCCCUGCCCAUGUGUAUCCGGCUGCUUCCCAGGUGAUGAUGAUACCCUCCCAGAUAUCCUACACACCUUCCCAAGGAGCCUAUUACAUUCCCGGACAGGGUCGCUCCACGUACGUUGUCCCGACCCAACAGUACCCGGUCCAGCCCGGUGCCCCUAGUUUUUACCCUGGAGCCAGCCCCACAGAAUUCGGGACUUACGCGGGUGCUUAUUACCCGGCACAGGGGGUGCAGCAGUUCCCGGCGGGGGUCCCCACUGCCCAGGUCAUU